Messenger RNA from Mitosporidium daphniae, 4890 nucleotides. RefSeq names its product filament-forming protein. Lineage: Eukaryota; Fungi; Microsporidia. Gene Ontology annotation, biological process: dolichol-linked oligosaccharide biosynthetic process. The record is from RefSeq and is a predicted model, not a curated record. Bases 1 to 4890 code for a protein of 1629 amino acids. The transcript is spliced from 4 exons.
AUGGGCAUAGAGCGCAAUGGCAGUCCCGGGACCCCCGGAUAUGCCCACGAUCAGUAUAUAGCGAAUAAGAGCGUAUCUGAAGCGACCUUUACACCAGAAGAUGCGUUAAGUUUGUUUAAAGCCUCCAACAACGGCACCCAAAGUGCUUUGGCCCCAGAAGCUAGUCCAGAGCCAUCUUUGAUACCAUGUGAUUCCAUUUCAGACCUAUCUGGAUUGUUAAACGCAGCAAAUGAAGGCCAAAAAAAGGCACAAAAAUUAGCAUCAGAUGUGCCACAAUAUAUGCCAAUGAUGCAAGGUUCUGCCCUUGAGCUGCAACAACUUCGGCAAUACGCAAUCGACGGCUUUUGCACAGACACGGGCUUUCUUCAUCAGCUCAUGGCCCUCAAAACACAAAUGGCAUCCAUGCAGCGCAGCAUCACAGAUAUUCCGGUGUUAGAAGAGUCACUGGAGGCUGCGACACGGGAAAGCCACGCACAGCGGCGCCGAGCCACCGCCCUCGAGGCAGAUCUUGAUCGCCUCCGAAUGGAGAAUGGUGUACUUCAGCGGCGACUUAUGGAACAGCAUGCGCAAGAUUCUGAAGAGCGCACUUUGCUUGCCACAGAACUGGAGACUCAACGAAGAAUGGCAAGCGUGGCUCGCGCCUCGCUAAAUACCCUCACCGUCAAAAUGGAAGAGCAGGCACAGGAAAGCGCGCGAAUUCUUUCAGAGCAACAGACCCUCACACAUGCAAACACACAGCUUGAGGCUCGAUUCGAGGCACUUCAAGAGGCACAUACUGCACUACAAGCCACACAUGCUACGCUUCUCGCUGCUGUUGACCUUGAACACGAACGUAAUCAAGAUGCCGCAAUUGGAAACAAAACAGGAGGUUCCCACGGCCAAAAGGGCUCUUAUGCACAAUUAUUGAUGGAAAACAUGGCUCUAGCGGCGCAGCUUACUGCAGAGCAAGCAGAGGGUAGCAGAUUACAGGCCUGUCUUGCAGCCGUAGCAGCUUCUCUGGAGGAACACGCACCACAGCUUGCAGAGGGCGAAAGGGCACGCCAGCGCCUCGAUGCCCUCGCAAUAGAGUUUGAAGAAGUGCUGGAGAGUAGCCAAACAGCAGCAGCACAGCUGGAGGUGGUCAGCGCAGAAAGACAACAGCUGGAGCGAGAAGGCCGUCAGCUACGUGCCUAUAUUAUGGACCUCGAGCGACAAGUGCGCGUACUGCUGUCCCAGAUUGAAGGUAUCCCUGCAGAGCAUGAACCUCAGCAAGGUGCCACUUUUCGUAACAUUUCCGAACUGCAAGAACGCAACAGCGAGCUCUUGCAAACAGUCCAUAAGCUUUCAGCCGCCCUUGAGUCCACUCAAGCUAAUAUAGCUGCUUCGGCAGCAAGUAGAGACGUUCCCAUUGGAUCGUCCAUGGAUACAGAGGUCAGCAUAGACGAAAAGUCAUCUCUUCGCAACAAUUUCUCUGUCAAUGCUGUGAAUGAUUCUCCGAAACCAUCUUCGGAUAUUUUGGCUUUGCAGUCUGCGAAAUCUUCGGAGCUGGAGCGGCGUAUUGCAACUCUGAAAGAAGAGCUUUCUUCGUUGCAGGUAGCGCUUUCUCGACGUGAUGAAAAUGUUGCUUCAUUAGAAGCGGCUCUAAUACGACGUGACCAAGAUGCCGCAUCACUACGGGACGCAUUGUAUGAUGCACUUACACAUUCAGAAUCGAUGCGACUUGAAUUGGGGCAUGUACAACGUGCAGCACUCGAUGCAAAGGCUGCAGCUGCAGCGUUACAGGCAGAGGCUGCGGCUACCGGAGCCGAGCUUCGACUGACACAAUCUUCUAUCGCUUUUAUGGCGACAGGACAUGCAGAAGAAAGAGCUUCUCUCCACACUGCACUCUCGUUACUGGAACGCAGACUUGCUGAUGCAGAGCAUGCAUAUGCGGCCGAAAGGCAGGAUGCUACUUGUAGGCUACAGAUGCUGGAGGACUCUGAGGCGGCGCUUCGCGCUUCACUCAGCGAUUCUGAAAGACUUGUUAGAGCCACGACACGUAGCUCCACUGAAAGUGAGGCUUUAAUUCGCGAAGAACGCAUGAAUGCACAGCGAGAAAUAGAAAUUCUGCGCGGACGCCUCGCCACUGCAGAAGCCGAGCUGGUUGAAAGCCAACGUCGCUUGGAAGCCACAGAGGGCCGUCUUGAUCUUGUCCUCGGACGACAACCAAACAAGGGCAUGCUAGAUGAUAUUCCCUUAUCUCCGUCUCAUCGAGAACCUACAAUAUCUAGUCGGGAUUCCUUUCCAUUUCAUGUGGAGCCAUAUCCAUAUGGGGAUGACGCAUCUCAAAACUCGGAUACCAAGGACUCUGCGAUGCCCAAAGGCCAAGCACCAUCAGGCGCACCGCAAUUGGCGCGCAAAUAUUUGCGUAUGGCAGAGGAGGCAAUGGCAUUGCGUGAAGCACAAGCAGAAGCGGCAACUAACCUUCGUGCUUCAGAAGAUUUAGUUCUCCAAUUGCAAGAAGAGCUUGCAACAGCACGAAAAGAAGCGCUUGCUCAGGAUGAACGUAUUUCUAUUCAAGAGGCACUUGUUAAACGCUACGAAAAUGAUCUUGAGGCCUAUAGGCGCUCAGAGAGACUUUCUAUGGAGCAAUGCGCCACCAUGGAGCGGCUUCGGGAAGAGCUAGACGAGGCGCGGCGCACUCAUAGCCUUCUUGCCAGUGAACAUGCAGCGCUUCUGGUGCGUGAUCGUGAGCAUGCUGCUGCACUAGCUCAGGCCAAGAGUGAACUUGCAGACGCACAGACGGAAACUACAACGCUUCGCGCCACCAUAGACGCUGUGGCAGGCGAGAGAGAUGCUGCUGAGGCUGCCUCCCGCGCCCUUGUUGCGGCCACGAAGAAUGAAAACGGACCCCAUCGAUCUGGAAGUGGCUUUUCCACAGAGAUUGCCGCGCUAGAAAUUGCUGCUCUCGAGGUAGAGGCACAGCGGUUACGAAUGGCAGUUAGGCGGCUAGAGGCUGCCCUGGCUGAAGCGCGCCAGCGGCGCGACGAUGCUAAAGAUGUUGCUGGAAAUGCCGUCGAGCUUCAAGCGCAACUCAGAGUGAUCCUUGAUUCGAACAUGCUACUUCGUGAUCAGGUCCAACAUAUUGAGGCUACACUCCAUGAAAAAGAGGCCGAGCUCAAGGAGAAAACUGCACAGCUAGAAGUUGUAUCGUUGAACUUGCGUGAAAAAAGCACCAAGCUCCAAGAGACCGAUGCUAAAGUAUCUGCAUUGCGGGAAAAAGUUUCGGCGCUUCAGAAGCGGAUCUCAGAGUUUGGUAUGCGAGAAGCUAAACUUGUCGAGAGAGAGUCAUUGGGUGAAACCAAAGAUGCAGAGCUUGAAGGCCUGCGCGAAAAGAUGGCAGGGUUAGAGGACACUCUGCGCCUCAAGUCGCAACGUAUCGAGUCUAUCUUGGAAAAAUAUCGUGUGCUCAAGCAAGGCUUUCUCGAUGAAAAGGCUGCUUUAGAACAGCGUCUCGCGCACCUCACCAUGGAGCUAUCUGAGGCUACGAAAAAUUCUCAGGACCAGCCAUCGAUUGAGGGUCAAGAAGCGGUCUCCUCCCAAUCUAACCCUGCUGCAGAUGCUGUUCCCGAGGCCUCCACGUCUUCGAUUUUGUCUUUAACGCCUUCUUUUCAGCCAAGCUCGAAUUCUACCUUUGAGCCCAAAUCCACUACACAAUCUUUAUCCUUACCACAGCCUGUUGUUGACACAGAGCCCGAUCAAAGUAUUGAACACUCAGCCGCAGAACGCGAUCAAAGUAUUGAACACUUGGCCCCAGAGCGCGAAAAUGCCAAAGUAUUAUCGAUAUCGACACCUGGCCAUAUGGAAUCACCAGAUUCCAUCCAUCCUCUCAGCGACUUUCAGCCUCCAGAUUUUCCAGAUUUUUCAGCCCCUGCUGACAGCAUCCCCCCUACACAUUUUAGCCCGGUCUGUGAGCCAGUUGACGAUUUCCAGUCCUCAGAAACAGAUCAGCCCGAAAUAGAAUCAAUCACAGCCCAGACAGAGCAGGAUUCAUCUCUCUCUGCGACUUCUGCCGCUUUGGCUUCUGACAAGACCACAACCAUUGACUCUUCGGUUGAGACACAACUGCUUUUGCGGCAAGAAGAGAUUAAGCAAAGGUUGCUGAAACGUCUCUCUGACCGCCAACAAGCCGAGAGCAAUGGAAUUAACGUAGACAAACGACCGUUUCAGCGGAUUACGCCACCGGAAUUUGCGGAUGGAAUGGCAGCAUCCAGCGAUAGCCCACCGGGACUUGCUUCCAUCCUUAAUCCCUACCUUAAGCGGUCGAAAAGCGGCGGUCUGACACGCGCAGCCGGGGUUCCCAAAAGAGGAAAAAAGAAAAAAAUGCGGAGCGCGUUUGUAACUGUUGGCUCUACACGCUUUGAUGAGCUCAUCCAAGCCGCGCUAGAUCAUCAAAUAUUGCACACGGGCUUUUAUCAGAAUCUAGGCAUCGAUCGUAUUAUCAUCCAGACCGGCAGUUAUUUUCCUGCCGAUCCACUCGCCCUGCUAGAUGCCAGGGAAAUUACAAAUCACGUUCAAGUAACUAGCGAGAAGAAUUCUGUAACGUCGAAUGUAGCGUCUAAUGACGGGAAAGCGGGCAUCCGGGUUUUUACUGUGCCUGGAACGACCAUUGAGAUCCAAAGCGCGGGAAGCAUUCUAGAAGUGUUGCGAGCACGCCGGUCACUUAUCGUGAUGGCAAAUGCGCGGCUGGCAGAUGAUCAUCAACGCCAACUCGUAGAUGCAAUGGCAGGACGGUAUCUCCUUGCUGCAAAAUGCUACAGAGAACUUCAGACGCUUCUGUGUGAUUCAAUGCUUCAAGCGCGAUUAGAUGCUUUGGAGCAGUAUCCACAGGCCGAUCCAACGCCUUUUUACUCUCUCCUCAACAAUGGAUGA